CCGACGCGUCGACGUGCCGCGCGACGAACACGUUGCGAGUGCUCUCAACACAUCCUUCCGGAGCAGUUGCGAACUUUUUUGUGGUUUUGUUGUUGGAUUAUAUCCGUACCACUAAGCCCGCCGUUUUACAUGUUGAACUGUUCAAAACUGGCGUCCUAUAAAUGGUUUAACAAUGUCUCGUCGUUUCGUCGUUGCAUCAUGACCGACCGUCACCCAAAUAAUGAUGCAAAAUAAUGCGAAGAGAUAAUGUAAUGGAGGUGCCCUUAUUUUUGCUAGUGUUAGAAAUAACAUUUAUCGUUGUGGGCGACGCAGUUCAUCCAGGUUGCGAGUGUCUGGUGUUCUCCGCCACAUACGGGAAAGAAAAAGGCUCCUUCAAAAGUCCGGACUUCCCUAAACCGUACGCCACGAAUAUUGACUGUCUGCUCUACACGUUCAUCGGCACCAGCGACGAAAUUAUCGAGCUCACCUUCCUGGACUUCGACGUUCACAAGACACAUUCCGAGUGCAUUCGCGGUGAUUACGUGAAGGUAUUCAUGCAUCUGGAGAGCGGAGAAGUGAACGAGUACACCCCGUGGGAGACGCUGCUAUGCGGAGGCCUCGCCGAUAUCCCCACAGUGCUCUACUCCUCCGGCCCGGGCCUGGUCCUCGAAUUCCACAGCGGAGCCAACACCGGCAACGCCUCCGGAUUUUCCGGGACUUUCAAGUUUAUAGACAGAAGACUGUUUCGUACAGAUGGUCUGAAGUUGCCAGGAACAAUGUGCGACUACCAGUUCGUCAGUUCGCAACACGCGACCGCUUACGGGAAGUUCUAUUCGCCCAGAUACCCUUCAAGUUAUCCCAAGAAUAUCCGAUGUUCGUACCGCUUCCGCGCCAGAUACAAGGAACGGAUACGUAUCGUGUUUGAGGAGGUCGCCCUGCAGAAAGGAGAUUUGAGCUGCUUGAACCGCGCGGACCUGAUCCGUGUCUACGACGGAAAAACGUCUUCGGAUCCGGCGAUCCGGGUCCUGUGCAACGAGGGCAGCGAACUAGAGGUCCUAUCCACCGGGUCCGAGCUCUUCAUCGAGUUUGUGGCCAACUCUGAUUGGCCCGGACAGGGAUUCAAAGCGACCUACCAAUUCCAGCCGGCCGAGGAUAAUUCCAUAGAUAUUCAUAGAAGUAGUAGACCGGGAUCGCCACACGAAACCGAACCGAACGUGAGCGAAACAAGAUCCAGCUGCGACAUAAUAAUAAACAGCGAUACGAACAAAAAUGGCACAAUCAUGAGUCCGUCAUAUCCUGCUCCGUAUCCACCUAAAACUACUUGUCGUUAUGAAUUUCAAGGACGGGGAAAAGAAAGGGUCCAAAUAGUCUUCCAAGAUUUUAACUUAUACUAUUCUAACGAACACUAUAAAGAUUGCGACAACCAGGAUUCCCUGAUGGCAUUCGUCCACAUAGACGGUAGGAUGGAAAAAAUAGACAGUUUUUGCGGCACCACACUGCCAAAACCCGUCAUGUCUAACGGCCCCAGGCUCAAAUUGGAAUUCCAGAGUCCCUUUGCGUCAAGAUACUCGAGGGGCUUCAAAGCUACUUAUAGCUUCACUGAGAAUUUUGGUAUUAAAACUGGAACCCAGGAGCCAAAAUACCCAUGUGCCUUCGUAUUUAAUAGUAACGAAUCUAGAAAUGGAUAUUUCUAUAGCCCGAAUUAUCCAGGUUACUACCCUAGAAACACUGAAUGUCACUACUUUUUUAACGGGAACCAACAGGAAAAGGUCCAUCUUCACUUUAACUACUUUGACGUGGAAGGAGUUCUACCCUGUGAAGCGAUAUCCGCAAGUGACUACGUAGAAUUUUCCAAUUAUCUGACGAGAGAUAGGAAAUAUGAUCGGCACUGCGGCCAGUUGAAGGAGUUCGACAUUGAGUCGGACAAGAGAUUUUUCAGGGUGACAUUCCGAUCCAACGACCGGCUAGACGGUACCGGCUUCAAUGCGACCUACCAUUUCAUGCACGAAGUGGAAACCUAUACAGGAAAACCGGAGAAAACCAAUGGAUCUCGUUCCCUAAACGGUCUUUGGGGUCCUGUUUAUCUUUUAUUCAUCAUAUUGAUGACAAAACUGUCGACAUAAUCACAAUAAAUACAUUUUAUAAAAAGCAAUACCGAUUUCUUUGGUGAGAAAUAGGCGAAGUUUUAAACUGUGUAAUACUAUUUUAAAUUCAAAGACUGUAAAAUAAAUACGAUUUAAACAAAUUUAUAUACACAUAUGUUAUGUUUUUGUGUUACAUUUUAUAAAUUAAUUGAUAACAUUGUAUUUCAAAUGUUGUUUUUCGAACAUAUCUACUGAAAUUAUACACGGAAUUAGUUGAAUAUUCUCUUAUAAUAGAUUUUUCAAUAAUUCUAUGAAUAUUUUCAGAACUAAAUCAAUGAAAUGUCUAUUAUAAACAUGUAAAUAAAUGUAUAUGUUAUAGGUUAAUAUGGUCAUUAUAACUUUCCUCUUGAUAUAUUUUCUGCCUAUGAAUACCAUGGACGAAAGCCUACUUGAAAUAAUUUUUUAAUUAUAUAUAUAAAAAAUUCAUUUAUUGCGGUCCCUGGUAUUAAUAUGUUCUAUAUUAAGAAAUUAGAACAAUCUGAUAAUACUGAACUUUGUAAUUUUAUUUAUAAACUUGGGUUUAUACAUACAUGUAUAUGUAUAACA
Molecule: messenger RNA, 2669 nt
Organism: Aethina tumida (small hive beetle)
Lineage: Eukaryota; Metazoa; Arthropoda; Insecta; Coleoptera; Nitidulidae
Product: suppressor of lurcher protein 1
Exons: 15
Coding region: 234-2102 (622 amino acids)
Cellular component (GO): plasma membrane
Source: RefSeq, a predicted model, not a curated record